UCGAUCGACUGCUUUCAUUCUCUCUAGCUCCGACGCUGCGGCGCUCCUUCUUCCUUCACGGUGCGGAGGGAAGGCGGUCAACAAACGACCGCGGAAGACGGCCGGCGCCGCCCCGGCGCCAUCCAUCAGAGGGAGUUGAAAGGAAUCAAAGAAUUUUUGAAAAUGAGAGAUUUGCAGCUGUCACUUAACCAAACCCAGAGGGUAAGGCUGCAGGUGGCUCUCCAGCAGCUUCAGGACCUUGCUUCUCAAGCUGCUGCUUAUUCCUCGGUCACCAUUGCUGACACAAUCCUUGUCAACAAUGAAGACGGUAUUCUCAAGGGGCAUGGGACGUCAGAACUUGAUGGUCAAGUGGUUGCCACUUUGUGUGGUGUGGUGGAGCGAGUAAAUAAACUGGUUUAUGUACGUGCUCUAAGAGCCAGGUACAAGCCAGAGGUUGGAGAUAUUAUCGUUGGCCGUGUCAUUGAGAUCGCUUUUAAACGUUGGAGAUUGGAGAUUAAUUUCAGUCAAGAUGCAGUAUUGAUGCUUUCAUCUAUGAAUUUGCCAGAUGGUAUCCAGAGGCGGAGAACUGCUGUUGAUGAACUCAACAUGCGUAGUAUCUUUGAAGAAAAUGACGUAAUUUGUGCUGAAGUUCGUGGCUUCCAGCAUGAUGGAAGUUUGCACCUUCAAGCUAGAAGCCAAAAGUAUGGAAAGCUUGAGAGGGGUCAAUUGCUUACGGUCCCAGCAUAUUUAGUGAAGCGGCGUAAGCAACACUUCCACCAUCUGGAGCAAUAUGGCGUCGACUUGAUUCUUGGAUGCAAUGGCUUCGUUUGGGUGGGUGAGCACUUGAAAACUGGAGAGCAUGACAUGCUUGACGACCAAGAAAAGAGACCAGAAAUUAGCAAAUCCAAUAAGAUUGAUGAAGAAGAGCAAGAGCGGACUUUCACUCCUCUGGAAGUAAGACAGCACAUAUGUGGGAUUGCCAAUGCUGUCCGUUUGCUAUCUGCUCUGGGCUUCAUUCUAACAGUUGAAGCAAUCAAAGACACCACCGAAGCUGGUGUCUCUUCAAAUAUCGAGAUAAAAGACAUGCUAGGACCAGAAUUUUAUGUCCAGAUUGUAGAGAGAGAGGUCCAACGCAGAAUAUCAUUGUUAAGGAAGAAGGGCUGAGUGCAGGUUGAGACUCAUGCACUGGAUUUCAGCUGAUUCCUCCCAUAGGAAGGACACAUUCCCUAUAAUAAUGAAUACAUUCCCUACAGAUCUUUUGCAUGCAA
Messenger RNA from Phoenix dactylifera (date palm), 1247 nucleotides. The record is from RefSeq and is a predicted model, not a curated record. Lineage: Eukaryota; Viridiplantae; Streptophyta; Magnoliopsida; Arecales; Arecaceae.